AUGGAUUGCCUAUACAAAAAUCCCAACCAACCCAUCGAAGCUCGUAUCAAAGACCUUCUUUCUCGCAUGACUCUCCAUGAAAAGAUUGCUCAGAUGACCCAAAUCGAGCGCACUGUUGCCACCUCUUCUGUCAUCAGAGACCUCUCCAUUGGCAGCAUACUCAGUUCUGGUGGCAGUGCCCCUUUUGAGAAUGCACUCUCUUCAGAUUGGGCUGAUAUGGUGGAUGCCUAUCAGAAAUCAGCUCUUGGCUCUAGACUUGGGAUUCCUCUCAUUUAUGGGAUUGAUGCUGUUCAUGGUAAUAAUAGUGUUUAUGCUGCUACCAUUUUUCCUCACAAUCUAGGCCUUGGUGCUACUAGAGAUGCUGAUUUAGUUCGGAGAAUUGGAGCUGCUACGGCGCUUGAAGUUAAAGCAAGUGGAAUGCACUAUAACUUUGCACCUUGUGUAGCGGUCUGCAAAGAUCCUAGAUGGGGAAGAUCCUAUGAGUGUUAUAGUGAAGACACUGAAAUUGUCAGAAAGAUGACGUCCAUGGUUUCAGGUUUGCAAGGUCAGCCGCCGCAAGGACAUGAACACGGAUACCCUUUUGUGGCUGGAAGGAACAAUGUUGUUGCCUGUGCCAAGCAUUUUGUUGGUGAUGGAGACUGCAUUUCCCAGGGAGUUUCAACCAUUAUGGCAUCCUAUACGAGUUGGAAUGGACGCAAACUCCAUGCUGACCGUUUUCUUUUAACCGAAGUCUUGAAAGAAAAGUUAGGGUUUAAGGGUUUUGUUAUUUCCGACUGGGAGGGGCUCGACCGACUUUGUAAACCUCAUGGGUCAGAUUAUCGAUAUUGCAUCUCCUCAGCCGUCAAUGCUGGAAUUGACAUGGUGAUGGUGGCUUUAAGGUACAAACUAUUCAUCGAAGAAAUGACCUCUUUGGUUGAAUCAGGGGAAGUACCAAUGAGCAGAAUCGACGAUGCUGUUGAGCGAAUUUUGAGAGUAAAGUUCGUUGCUGGUCUUUUUGAAUAUCCUUUAAGUGACCGAUCUUUGCUAGAUAUAGUUGGUUGCAAACCACAUAGAGAUCUAGCACGUGAAGCGGUUCGAAAGUCCUUGGUUCUGUUGAAAAAUGGAAAAGAUAUUAGUGAGCCUUUUCUUCCAUUGAACAAGAAUGCCAAAAGAAUUCUUGUUGCCGGAACUCAUGCCGACAAUCUUGGAUAUCAAUGCGGAGGUUGGACUAAAACUUGGUAUGGCGGUAGUGGGAGGAUUACAGUUGGAACAACAAUCUUGGACGCAGUUAAGGAAGCCGUGGGAGCUGAAACAGAAGUUAUUUACGAGAAGUAUCCUUCAAAAGACACCAUAGAGCGUAACGAGUUCUCAUUUGCAAUUGUAGCUGUUGGUGAAUCUCCGUACGCAGAAUCAUUAGGUACCGAAGGAAAUGGAAUCACAGAUGUUAUCUUUGGUAGCCAUGACUUCAAAGGUCAACUUCCAGUUACUUGGUUUAGAAGUGUUAAAGAGCUCGAUCGACCAAGUGAUGGAGUUGCUUCUUGUGAACCUUUGUUUCCUCUUGGUUUUGGGCUAAACUACUUGAAUAUGUGA
This is a messenger RNA of Vicia faba (fava bean), 1569 nucleotides long. NCBI's taxonomy places the organism in Eukaryota, Viridiplantae, Streptophyta, Magnoliopsida, Fabales, Fabaceae. The record is from the annotation of a GenBank genome assembly.